Centrocercus urophasianus (Greater sage-grouse) is the source of this 2233-nucleotide messenger RNA. It is a transcript of the gene ERI3, whose product is annotated as ERI1 exoribonuclease family member 3. NCBI's taxonomy places the organism in Eukaryota, Metazoa, Chordata, Aves, Galliformes, Phasianidae. The record is from RefSeq and is a predicted model, not a curated record. Gene Ontology annotation, molecular function: 3'-5'-RNA exonuclease activity; nucleic acid binding. Gene Ontology annotation, biological process: exonucleolytic trimming to generate mature 3'-end of 5.8S rRNA from tricistronic rRNA transcript (SSU-rRNA, 5.8S rRNA, LSU-rRNA). The coding region runs from base 24 to 800 and encodes 258 amino acids. The transcript has 7 exons.
UUUCAGAUGCCUCUGGAUGUUCAAUGAUAGCACUCCUCCAUACUGGAGCAGCAAAGUUUCCCCAACACUUUCUUCCAAGGGCGAGACAAGCUGUGUGCCUGCUCCUCCCUGCUGCUCUUCUCAAAGGGUACGGCUCCAUCAUAAGCAGGAAACUGGCGUCCCACGGCUUUGGAGCUUCCAUGGCAGCAAUGUCAUCCUUCCCUCCACAGAGAUAUCACUACUUCUUAGUGCUGGAUUUUGAGGCCACAUGUGAUAAACCACAGAUUCAUCCUCAGGAGAUCAUCGAAUUCCCUAUCCUGAAGCUGAAUGGAAGGACGAUGGAAAUUGAAUCCACCUUUCACAUGUAUGUUCAGCCUGUGGUGCAUCCCCAGCUUACGCCCUUCUGUACAGAGCUGACUGGGAUUAUUCAAGGCAUGGUGGAUGGGCAGCCGAGCCUCCAGCAAGUGCUUGAGAGGGUCGACGAAUGGAUGGCAAAGGAAGGACUCUUAGAUCCCAGCGUCAAGUCGAUUUUUGUGACCUGUGGAGACUGGGAUUUGAAAGUGAUGUUACCAGGACAAUGCCAGUACUUAGGGCUGCCGGUUGCUGAUUACUUCAAACAGUGGAUUAAUCUGAAAAAGGCGUACAGCUUUGCCAUGGGGAGUUGGCCAAAGAACGGACUCUUAGACAUGAACAAAGGACUGAACCUACAGCACAUAGGGAGGCCUCACAGCGGGAUAGAUGACUGUAAGAACAUCGCCAACAUCAUGAAGACACUGGCCCAUAGAGGCUUCAUCUUCAAGCAGACCUCCAAACCCUUUUGAUCCCCAGGGCAGGCCAGGCAGGGCUGCAUGCGCCCGGCGCCGGCGAGGCGGGGAGGACGGGCUCUAGCAUUCAAACGGCAACCGAGGCCAGAGGAACCGACACAAAUCUCAAUUCAGCUGUUACUCCAGUAGAGGUUGUAUAUAUGGGAAGGCAAAUCUGUGUAGACCUGAUGUGACUCCCUCUCUGGGCUGCUCCGGACAUUAUGCCAUGCUAGCGGACAGCCGCGUAGGGCGCUUGCACCACAUUUUAGACUCGUAGUUUGUUCUUUUCUUUGGCUCCCGAUUUCCGUCCCUCCCUCCGCGCCCCACCCCGUCCUCCCUCUCCCGCCCCGUAGCCACCACGUCCCCCGGCAUGGGCCGUCCCCGCCUUCCCUUCUUUCUUUUUGCUGGUUUUAUGUUUUCAGGCCUUGACGGCUGCUGCAGCGCGUGCCCACGCCGCGCUCCUAGAGACUCAGCAGUGUCGAGACGGCCCCCGCCCUCCCCGCCAGCCCCGGCCUCUCCCCGAGCGCCUUUCUCCCCUCUUUUUGAAUCGACACUAACCCCUCUCUGACUCCUGUAUGUGACAAACGCAAUCCGUCUCUUUAUGUUCAAGGUGAAGUGCCUGUAUUCUCCGCUGCAGAGCCCCUGGCAGCCCUGGUGCGGGCUGCGGGGCCCCGGAGGGCUCCCUUCAGUGGGGCAGGGGCCCGGCGGGCGGGUAGGCGGGCAGCAGGGGGGGAGGUGACAGCGUGCAGAGCCCCCGUCCCGUCCGCUCGUGCCUCUCGGGGAUGGGUGGGAUGCCCAGCCCUGCCCCAGCACCACCGACCCGUCCCAGCUCCGCCGGGGCCAGGUGUGCCGCAGCACCGCGUCCAUUGCCGGCGGUGGACGUGCCAGCGCGCGCUGGCCCCGACCCACAGGUACCUGGAGCAGGGGAUCUGUAAAUCGGCCCAGGUCCCCCGGCCCGCUCCCCUCCCGCUCCCCCGGUUCCCAUGCUGAGGCUCAGCCCCCGCGUGCCCGCGGUCCCCGCACUCCCCGUGCCCCUCGCGGGUCCCCGCGGAUGCUCAGCAGCAGCUGGCUUGUUGCCUGAGAGUUGCCGAGCGCGUCCCCUCUGGCUGGGUGGGUUCGCAGUCGGGGGCAGCCACGGGGCAGGCUGAGGGCGUGCAACCCCAGUGUCACCCAGUGUCACCCAGCCCCGGGGCCCUGCUGAAUGGAGCCCUCAUCCGGGUGCUGACCUGCAGGGAGGCUGCAGCCCCGGGCCCGUGCGUGCAUGGCCUGGAGCGAAGCCGGUGACGGCAGCCAGAAGGGCAAUACAGGCACUGAACUUGGCGGUACAUGACUGCAUGGUGUGUGGUGUUCCAGUUAAACCAACCGAUAAUGCAAACCCAGCAUUUUCAUUGUCUAGUUAUUCCAAUCCUUGCUGUAAAUGUGCCACAUGAAUAAAGUUUGGGGGUAAAGGA